AUGGUGAAAUCAAAGGUAUCCUAUGUUGUCCUGAAAUCAGAUGUGGUAGGCAAAGGCAAGCCUGCUGUAAUCCUCAAACACGGAGGUCACGUGGAGCCGUUGUCAGAGCUUGGUGGUCAGAAACCAGCAUCAGGUGCUGAGAACACAACAGGGCCAUGGUUGUGUCAUUCCUGUGGUUCUAAUGAAGAACCUAUUCACUUUGAAACUUACUAUCUGUACAGGCGUCAUCUCCAGGAUGUGCACAUGGAGAAGAUUGAUGCUCGGAUAUGUGAGCACUGUGGUCAUCGUGCCAGCAAACGCAAUCUCUUGCUUUACCAUCUCUAUACAAAACAUGGUGUCCCUCCUCCACGAAACUGUCAGUUUCCUAAGUGUGAUCAGUGCGACUAUGUGGCACUUAGUGAAAGUCUUCUCAUCAAGCAUCGCAACAAUCACUCCAAUAACAAAGAAUUUGUUUGCAAAGUGUGCAAUGCUACUUUCAAGAGUAAUGGAGCUUUACAAGGUCACAUGCAAACUAAUCUUCAUUCAGAUCCAUCCAAGAAACUGUAUGACUGUCCAUUCUGCCAGAAACCAUUUGUACGCAACAUAAAUCUCAAGGCACAUAUUCGUACCAGUCACAAAGAGGUAAUUCGUAAAAUGGAUGAGGAAGAAAAGCUACACAUGGAAGCCACACAUAAGCAGUUUGCAAAUCUGCAACACUUUGAAGAUGGAGAAGAAGCUCAUGCUUCAGAUGCAGCAGGGGAAGAUAGUCUCAAUGCUGACGAAGAGGAGGAUGGAGAAAUGGUUGAGGUACCUGUAAUUGAUGCUGUUAUGCAGAAACCAAGCACUGGCACAGUGAUGCUACCAUCAGGAGUAACUGUGCUAGCUGAGGCUCCUGCAGUCCAGUCAUUGGUUCCUUCAUCCGAAGCAGAGGCUUUGAGCAAUGUUGCGAGUGGCAUUGCAGCUUCCCUUGGCCUUGCAGACACACUGACAGGAGAACAGACAGUAAUAGUAUUGGAUGAUAAUCAGGAAUUUAUUCUGCAUUCCACAGAAAUUGUAGGGGAAGAGAUAACUUCAACAGAUGGAAAUGAUGUAGAUGUAAGUGGUGUAGGAGCAGGAGAAUUGCAGGAAUACAUUGUGCCAGAGAUAAUGCCUGAUGAGGGCCAGGAACAGGAGGACCAGUCUUACUCUGGUCCUCUGUCAGAUCUGGAACAUUAUUCUGGGGAAACAAAUUCUGCCAUGACAGUUCCAUCCCACCAGACAGCAACUGCACCGCCUCCAGUCAGUGUGGCUGUAUCAGUUGCAGGUGGCGAUGAAGUAACAAUGGUUCUUACUGAUCAUGAUUAUGCUCCAAUGAGGGACACCAGUGGUGAUGGGGUAAUGUUCUUAAUAGCACAACCAACAGAACAGGCUGAAGAACACAAUGUGAAGUGUCCUGUCAGUGACCGUGAAUCAGAGCCAGAACUGCCUGUGCUCGAGAAAGAGCCACCGCCACCUGAGCUGACGGCAGAGUCAGCCUGUGCUGUUCCAUCAGAGAUCAAAUAUAGCAAUAUCCCACCUGUUCUUACAAGAGAGAGUAUAAUUCCUCAUGAGGGGAGUGACAGUUUAAUGUCAGCAGCUGAUGAACAGAUUAUUAGUGAAAGUGUAGUCUCAGAAGGAAAUGAUGUUAUGGUAACUGAAGAAAUGCCCCCAACUGCUGAAGGAGGUAUUCAGGAAGUAUCAGAAGAAGCAAAUAACCAAGAAACACAAAUGGAACAUGUGGAACAAUUGAAUAGAAAUGAAGGUGAAAGAGGAAAAGAAAUAGUAACUAAUGGAAGAGAGCAAGAAGUAAAAGUGAUAAUGGUAGGUAGUGUAGAUGAUUUGAGGUUGAAAGAAACAUCUGCAACAGAAAGCAUCAUCCAAGAGGAUAAGGAACAGGAAGCAGUAGUUGUAGAAGGAGAAAGAGUAGGAGGAGAGGAUGAACAUGAUGACAGUGAUGAAACAAAGCAAGCUUCAACCAUGAAAACCUAUUCUCCCAUGAAAAAGCCAGUUGCCAAUAAUGCACCAGUAAGAAGACAGCCACCUGUUCAAAUGGCAGAUAUUGUGAAAGAAUGGGAUGAUUUUGAUGAUGAUGAAGAUAAUAUUUCAGAACCAUCUCAACAGUCAGAAUCAGAAAAGAAACCAGAGGCCUCUGAAGGGGAGCCAGAAGUAUUGCGAGGUCCAGUGAGUGGGGAGCAGUGAGUAGUAAACUGAACAUAGAAAACUGGGAUAAUUCAUAAAUUUACCACUUGUGACUGUGAGUACUGUGUGUUAUAUUUGGAUAUAGAAUGACUGAAGUUAUGCAGAUAUUCACAUGCUUCCCUGCAUUUUAUUAUAUCAGUAUGUAGCAUGCAAGUGAAAGUGUCUUUAGAAGCUGAUUUAUUAUUGGUAUGGGAAUAUGUCUCCCAGAAACUGAAAUAUAUUGGAAGUAUGUUAUGAACGAUAAUUUGAAAGUAAUCUAUUUUGUAUCCAAUUUCCCUUUCUUUCCAGUAGAAUAAUGAAUUAACUUUGAUGGUAGUGAUGUACUAGUAUGGUAUUAAUGUACCAUGAAUAUGUUUUUAAUGAUCUCUUUAUGUUUGUGCUCUUAUAUUGUUUUCUUUUUUAUUUUAUAGUGCAUUGCCUCAUUUUAUCUCAAACCAUAUUACUUUUAAGCCCACUGAAUAUUACAUGACGUUAAUCCAAUUAUUGAGCAGUUCACUUAUAAAUUAUUUUAUAACGAGUUUCGUAACUAUUUAAGAUAGUGACAUAUUUUGUACAGCAUAUAUUCUAUUUGAAGAGCAAAGAGUAGCUUUUGUUAUUUUUUGUAACAGCACAAAUGUAGAUUUCAUAAAUUUUGUGCACAAAUCUUGAAAAGUUUCUUCAUCAAAAAGAAAAUACCACCACACUUGGGCUGCUAUGAAGUCUGUAUAUACCAAAUUACCAAAUGACUCAUGUACUAAGAAGAGCCUUAUAUGUAUAAUUUGAAGUGAUUACUAAUAAUGCCAUAAUUGAUGCAGCUUAUUUUGCAUAAUCGCCAAAGUUGCCUCAUCAGAUUGCUAUCAUUCAGACUGUUUAUUAGAUAUUUGUAGUCAAGUCCAUCAACAGUGAGUAUUCCUGUUUAUAAUUACUGAAUAUUAGUGUUCAGUGAGAAAGUGGAACUGUGCUACAUAUAGUAUAUAAGAUUAACAACUUUUCAAUUUGUAAUUGAAAGGAAGUCUAUUUGCAACCACACCUGCUGGCCAACCUUAAAACACAUUUAAUAUACGAGUUAAAAAUUUCAAAUGUACACUAUUUAUUCAGGAGUAGACUAUUUUUCAGAUGUACCCAUGUUCCACAAUAUGGUUAUCAAUAAAAGUGCAACCA
Molecule: messenger RNA, 3336 nt
Organism: Cryptotermes secundus
Lineage: Eukaryota; Metazoa; Arthropoda; Insecta; Blattodea; Kalotermitidae
Product: centrosome-associated zinc finger protein CP190
Biological process (GO): regulation of transcription by RNA polymerase II
Cellular component (GO): nucleus
Molecular function (GO): RNA polymerase II transcription regulatory region sequence-specific DNA binding; DNA-binding transcription factor activity, RNA polymerase II-specific
Source: RefSeq, a predicted model, not a curated record